CGGAGUGGGGUUUUGUGGUGGUGGUGGUGGUGGUGGUAGCAGAAGACGUCACCAAAUGGCGGCGUACGACCCGGCCGGCGGCGGGGGGUGGAGCAACGUCCCCAACUGCUCCCGCAAGGCGGCGCCGCCCGCCUCUGCUCAGCGCCGCGGCGGAGGCGACGACCGCGUGCCGGCGGUGGGCGAGGUCGCCGAGGGGGUGAAGGGGCUCGAGAUCGGGGACGGGGAGAGGAGGCUGGACAAGUACGACAUCCCGGUGGAGGUGAGCGGGGAGGGCGCGCCCGCGCCCGCGGACGGGUUCGAGGCGGCCGGGCUGGCGGGGGCCGUGCUCCGGAACGUGGCGCGGUGCGGGUACGAGAGCCCCACGCCCGUGCAGCGGUACGCGUUGCCGAUCGUGGUGGCCGGGAGGGACCUCAUGGCGUGCGCGCAGACCGGGUCCGGGAAGACGGCCGCGUUCUGCCUCCCCGUGGUGAGCGGUCUGGUGGCGGCGGCGGAGGCGGGAAGAAACGGAGACAGCCGACGGGACAGGGGGUCGUUUGAUCGCACUGCGAGGCCGCGCGCGCUCGUCCUCGCGCCCACCAGAGAGCUUGCAGCGCAGAUUAGUGAGGAGGCCAAGAAGUUUUCUUUCCAAACUGGACUCAGAGUUGUGGUGGCCUAUGGUGGAACACCAAUGCAUAAGCAGCUGCGUGAUUUAGAGAGGGGUGUUGAUAUUCUUGUUGCUACCCCUGGACGCCUUGUGGACAUGGUUGAAAGAUCAAGGAUCUCUCUUGAGGCAAUUAAGUAUCUGGUAAUGGAUGAGGCUGACAGAAUGCUGGAUAUGGGGUUUGAGCCUCAGAUAAGGAAGAUAGUUGAUAUGAUGAAUAUGCCAAAAAAGUCUGUGAGACAAACUAUGCUCUUCAGUGCAACCUUCCCACCAGAAAUACAGAGACUUGCUUCUGAUUUCUUGGCAAAUUACAUAUUUAUCACUGUCGGAAGGGUUGGGUCAAGCACUGACCUGAUUGAGCAGAAAAUUGAGUUUGUCAAUGACGGUGAGAAAAGAGACUUCCUGUUAGAUCUUUUACACAAGCAAUUUGUUGGUGUGGCUAACAGCAAGCAACCUCUGACGUUGGUCUUUGUGGAGACAAAGCGGGAAGCUGACUCAUUGAGGUAUUGGCUAUACUCAAAAGGUUUCCCUGCGACAGCGAUCCAUGGUGACCGAACGCAGCAGGAGAGGGAGAACGCCCUGAGAUCCUUCAAGAGUGGUGCUACUCCUAUCAUGGUCGCCACUGAUGUAGCUUCAAGGGGACUGGACGUCCCGAACGUGGCUCAUGUGAUCAACUACGAUCUCCCUAAGAGCAUCGAGGAUUACGUCCACAGGAUCGGAAGAACCGGGAGAGCUGGAAAGGCCGGGAUCGCCACCGCCUUCUUCACCGGCUCUAACCACCCCCUGGCGAAGGGCCUGCUGGAGUUGCUGACCGAGGCGAAGUGGGCUGUGCCCAAAUGGCUCGUGGAGUAUGCGGGCAGGCCAGGCUACAGAGGAUCAAGCUACGGCGGAAGAGGCCGAAGGUCUGGUGGUGGCGGUGGGUAUGGAGGCAGAGACUAUCGCCGCAGCAGUGACUACUCUGAUGGUGGUGGUGGUGGUGGUGUCUACUCUGGUGGCGGUGGCGACUAUUCUGGAGGUGGUGGAGGCUCCUCCGGUGACGGCGGCGGCGGCAGCUCCUUCCGAGCAGAAGCUCCUCCGCGGUACUACCCGUCGUACGCCAUGGGCACCGCGGACAUCAUCGCCUCUGGCUGGGACUAGCCAGCGCGCGCACGUACCCUCAGUGCACAUACAGUGUAGAACUAUAAUAUAUAGCCCUGCGUAUGCUAGAUACGUAGGAGCGCCUGAAUUAGCUCUCGGUCUUCGCUGGUCCUUUUGCCUUGCCGGUCCUCGUGUUUGGUGGUUAAACUCGAAGGCUAUAUGCAUUAUUACUUUUAGUUCCUGAUGCUGUUGGAUAUCGUCUCAUGGAUGUGCUGACGGGCAGAUCCUGAGUCCUUGCUCGCGUGUGGUUUGCCUUAAGAACAAAGAUGAUAUAUCUGUCCGUUGGGAAUAGAUGUCUAUCUGACGGACAGGCAUAUAUUCACAUUGUAUAUAUUCAUCAACAUCAAUGAAAGA
Phragmites australis (common reed) is the source of this 2131-nucleotide messenger RNA. RefSeq names its product DEAD-box ATP-dependent RNA helicase 52A-like. Lineage: Eukaryota; Viridiplantae; Streptophyta; Magnoliopsida; Poales; Poaceae. Gene Ontology annotation, cellular component: nucleus. The record is from RefSeq and is a predicted model, not a curated record. Gene Ontology annotation, molecular function: RNA helicase activity; ATP binding; RNA binding. The coding region runs from base 56 to 1777 and encodes 573 amino acids. The transcript has 6 exons.